This is a messenger RNA of Python bivittatus (Burmese python), 1453 nucleotides long. NCBI's taxonomy places the organism in Eukaryota, Metazoa, Chordata, Lepidosauria, Squamata, Pythonidae. The record is from RefSeq and is a predicted model, not a curated record.
GUUAACUUCCUGCGUGUGAGUUGGAUGUACAAAGGAAGGGCGAGCCUGGAGGGGGGGAUCUUCUUUUUUUCUCUCUCUUUUUCAAGAAGACAGAACUUCAUUCAUCCACCCUUCUGACUGUUAUCCCCCCCCCCCAUUUUGUUCUUCAUUUGCUUUGGAUGCCCAAAACUCGCACUACCAAUCUAGCUAGUGGGAGACCCAAUCCAAUCAACUCAAGGCUGGAUUAUGUCUCGGAUAGAAUCUUUGGCCAGGUCUAAAACUGAUCGGAAGAAAGAAAACAUCUUGAAGAACAAAGAAAAAGAAAGGAUGAAGGAAGGCAAAGAUAAAGACGCCCGCUACACCAAUGGGCACCUCUUCACUUCCAUUACAGUUUCUGGCAUGACCAUGUGCUAUGCCUGUAAUAAGAGCAUCACUGCAAAAGAGGCACUGAUUUGUCCAACCUGCAACGUGACCAUCCACAACCGCUGCAAAGACAGUCUGCCAAACUGCACCAAAGUCAAGCAAAAGCAGCAAAAGGCCGCACUGCUGAAGAACAGUUCAGCGUUGCAGACGGUGUCCCUCAGGAAUAAAACCAUCACAAGGGAGCGUCCCAAUUCUGCCAUUUACCCAUCAGAGAGUUUUCGGCAGACCUUGCUGGGACCCCGCAGAAGCCGUCCCACCUUGUCCCUUUCCAAAAGUGUCUCCACUACAAACAUUGCAGGGACAUUCAACGACGAAUCCCCCCUAGGCAUCCGGAGAAUCCUCUCUCAGUCCACCGAUUCCUUGAACAUGCGCAACCGAACCUUGUCAGUAGAAUCCCUCAUUGAUGAAGGAGCUGAAGUCGUUUAUAGCCAGUUGAUGAGUGACUUUGAGAUGGACGAGAAGGAUUUUGAUGCUGACUCCUGGAGUCUGGCAGUUGACAACAGCUUCCUGCAGCAGCACAAGAAGGAAGUCAUGAAGCGCCAAGAUGUCAUCUAUGAACUGAUCCAGACAGAGCUGCAUCACGUCCAGACCCUGAAAAUCAUGACCAACCUCUUUCGCAAGGGGAUGCUGGAAGACCUGCAGAUGGAUACAGCAGUGGUGCAGCGCAUGUUCCCCUGCGUGGAUGAGCUCAGUGAGAUCCAUGACAGCUUCCUGGCCCACCUCCUGGAACGUCGCAAGGAGUCUCUGGCAGAUGGUAGUCGCAAGAAUUUUGUAAUCAGCCGCCUGGGAGACAUCCUUAUCCAGCAGUUUUCAGGCACUACUGCUGAGCAAAUGAAGAAGGCCUACUCAGAGUUCUGCAGCCGCCACACCAAAGCCGUCAAGCUCUACAAAGACCUCUUCACCCGGGACAAGCGGUUCCAGCAAUUCAUCCGGAGAUUGUCGCGUUCAUCAGUACUUCGGCGGCAUGGGGUGCAAGAAUGCAUUCUCCUCGUCACCCAACGCAUCACCAAAUAUCCUGGGCUUAUCGAUCGAAUCCUGCAAAACUCCAAAG